Musa acuminata AAA Group (dessert banana) is the source of this 1908-nucleotide messenger RNA. RefSeq lists its product as uncharacterized. NCBI's taxonomy places the organism in Eukaryota, Viridiplantae, Streptophyta, Magnoliopsida, Zingiberales, Musaceae. The transcript has 4 exons. The record is from RefSeq and is a predicted model, not a curated record. Bases 530 to 1540 code for a protein of 336 amino acids.
UUAGACAAGAUGGUGGCAUCUGUUUUGGACACAGUGUUUUGAUACUGUGCUGUGGGGUUGUCUUCGUCCUGUUGUUUCCUUCCUUGUAGGGUUCUUUUUUCUAUUCUGCAUGGCCAAAGCUUCUCUGCUGUAAUGGUUCAAGUAAUUGAAUUGUUUUCUUUGAGGCCUAAUCUACACCACAACGUACGCACAAAUGGUGGAAGGUGAUGCUUUGGGUCGUCUUCUGUGAGUGGCGCCAAUAAAUCCUUCUCUGCCCCGACUUCGAACAUAGAGAGGGAGGGAGCGCACCGAUCUCUCUCUCUCUCUCUCUCUCUCUCUCUCUCUUGCCUCCACUGCUUGCUUUUUCUUGAUUUGGGGCCCAAAGCGAAGGGAGUGGGAGCAACAGAAGGCAGACGAAACCCAGCCUUGCUUUGCCCGCUGUCGGCUAUUAUUGUUUCUUCUGCAACCAGCAAAAAAGACCCCCCGGUCCGUGCUUGCUGCUAUUUUAGCGUCUCCUCUUCUGCUACGCAUCGCCGCAGUGCUCCGAGACAUGGCGGAGGAGUUCGGGGUGGGGAGUCUGCAGCUUCCUUCGGAGCUUCUCGACGACGUGUUCGUUACGGAGAGAGAGGAGAGAAGACCGGCCGCCGAAGCGGUGGAGCCAGUGACGGAGAGCGAGAGCGACGAGGAGGGAGACUACUUGGCCGGCCUCGCACGACAGAUGGCUCACUCCUUCCUCCUGGACGACGACUCGGGGAUUCUUGGGUUGUCGGCGGGCGACGACGCGAAGCAUCGACUUACGGCGAGGUCUUCUCCUCCGUGUUCUCCGCUGGAGCCGCCGAAGGGGGAUGCCUGGGAUCCGCUCCAUGAGGCCGCGGAGCAGACGAUGUGGUCCAAGCUUACCGAUGCCGAGCAUGGUCGGUGGCGAGUCUACGAACACGAGCUUCUGAGUCAACCGAGGAAGCCAUGCACGAGCAAGUCGACCAGUCCCUUCCUCGCCCGCCACCAGCUGCAGGCAGCUCGACAGUUGUCGGCGGGAUGGGAAAGGCAAAUCAAAGCAAGAAGAGGAGCGAGCCAUGGAGGGAACAGAUGCGCCCUCUCCUUGGGUUCGUUUCCUUCCGGAUGCCCUCCGUUCCAGAUGCAGCGUCGACCCCAUCAUGGAUCUGGGAUGAGAGCCGUCUUCCUUCGUAGCUCUGGCGCGAGAAAGGAGUCCAUCGGAACCGGCGUCUUCCUGCCCCGGACUGCGGGGAGCAAGACCGAACCACUGAAGAAGUCAGCUGCAGCUUGUUCAACAGUGUUCAUUCCGGCAAGAGUCGUUCAGGCGUUGAACUUGAAUCUGGAGGCACAGACAGGCUGCCCUGGCGGAUUUGUUCUCGAGCAAGGCAAGUUAUGUGACGGUUCUACUCACCUGUGCACCGUUUCUGAUCUCUGUUCUCAUCGAAGUGUUGUUACAUCAGAUGCACUCGUGGGCCCAAGAAACCCGGGGAGGCACCACAGUCUUCCUCCCCGGCCUUCGGCCAUGACGACCCCUGUCAGUGGGCUUCCUCAGGAGUGGACCUAUUGAGUCUUUACUAGUUGUGUUGUUGAUGUAGAAAGAAGGAGCGGAAUGGUGGGAGCAGCAGGUGUCUAUUCUAUUGGCAAUAAGACACCUAUAUUGGUUUCUGAAGUGGGGGUAAAUGUUGGUUUGCUUCGAUCGAAAGCAAGGAUGGAUAGCAGGCAGGAAGAAUGAAAUAAAUGAUUCAGAAGCUCUUCUUUUGUGUUUGUAAUAAGACCCUCCAGAUAUCUGCCUCAUCUUCUACUCAAAAAGGGCCACCUAAUUUCCUCCUCCUUACCCUGGCACAAAGCUUUGCAUGCGGCAGGCUUGGUUGUGCUUUUUGUUUGUGUCUUGUAAUGAAUGGGAAGAACGUGAUAUGCAAUAUGAUGCUUUACUCA